Messenger RNA from Acanthoscelides obtectus, 1006 nucleotides. Lineage: Eukaryota; Metazoa; Arthropoda; Insecta; Coleoptera; Chrysomelidae. The record is from the annotation of a GenBank genome assembly.
CAGAAUCAAUGCGAAGUGGAGCUGGGGCAGAUGAUGUCUACAUACCCACUUUAUGGUACUACGACGUAUUGUUAUUUACCAGUGAUCAGGAAAUACCAACCGCUAGUAUAAGCAAUAUGGAUACAGACGAAUUAGAGGCAGGAUGUGACAAUGGGGCAGGAGAACAUGCAGAGAAUAAUGAAUGCCAAAUACUACAAGAGCAUAAUAAUGAAAGUGAAUCUCAGGAUACUGAAUUACAAGAAAACACAGACACAGGCGUAAAAAAAAAUUUAUUAACACAGAAUUCGCAUGCUUCACAAUCAAAACCACCCCUUUCCACACCCAAAUCUACAAACGUGACCACAAGGCAAAAAGUCAAGAGCAACUUUAAUAAACAAAAUGCUGAAUUCAUGCAAUUUUGCAGAAACCAGUUGCAAAUGACAAACAAUGUUAUUAGUGAAUAUGAUGCAGUUGGAAUUUCAUGGAGCGAAAAAUUAAAACGGAUGGAUUCCACUCAAGCCAUUUUGGCCGAAGCAUUGGUUAAUAAAGUUAUGACCCAAGGAUUAUUAAAAAAGUUGACAUGUACUACAACCCUGUCGGAUACAGAGGAGACACGAAAUACUUCAAUUUCAUCCUGCAGUCGAUACACGGUAUUAUCAAAUUCUUCUGGUCAGCAAUGGCAGUUUACAUCACCAUCAGACCAGGACUGUAAUCAACAGAGGCAGGUUUUAUCACCUUCGGAGCAAGAAUCUGAUCAACAGUGGCAGGUUACAUCACCACCAGUGACAGAACAAGCAAUCGAGACCUCUUCAACAAAUAUAGUGGAUUUUUAUAAUACUGCUGCAGAUAAUAUAGAUGGGUAAAACCCCUACCUAGCAGCAAAUAUUUUCUUUUUUAAAGUUGUUCUUUUCACUGUUCUUUUUUUCUACGAAACCAUUUAUUUUUAAGAUAUACCUACUUGCUGUUCGCUAAAAAAUAAUUAUGUUUUUAUUUUUAAUAAACUUACCUUCAAAUAAGUUUCUUUAAG